Molecule: messenger RNA, 1752 nt
Organism: Salvelinus sp. IW2-2015
Lineage: Eukaryota; Metazoa; Chordata; Actinopteri; Salmoniformes; Salmonidae
Source: RefSeq, a predicted model, not a curated record
AUAUCUCUGUCCUUUCGUUCGUCCUCAGUGCAGGAUAACGAAGCAGUAGAGUUAUAUUUAUACUGAAACAGCGUUAAGAUCUUGCCAAGCUAUCUUUUAAUUUCUUUAUUCAUUCGUGAGAGGGUGACCCGAAACACACCGAGCGAGGCUUUGACAAUCACAGUAAGGAUGGAGACCUUAAUUCGCCGCUGCCCGUUCCUGUCCCACGUGCCCCAGUCCUUCCUCCAGCAGGCCCGGAAGUCCCUGGUGGUCUAUGCCCAGAAGUGUCCUGUGAUGAUGAACCUGGCCUCCAAGCCUCUGGCCCGCUCUCUCUGCUCCUCCUCAGCUAGCUUGCAGAAGACUGAGGACACCGUGACUUCAGCCCAGACACCAGGAGCCAAUGGGGGCACUACCACCAAGUUGCCUCAGAGCCACCCCAUGCCCCCCUCUGGCCAGGCCUCGGGGACCUCAAAGUGCCCCUUCCUGGCGGCUGAGAUGGGCCAGAACAGCGGUGUGGUGCGCCAGGCCAGCAUCCAGCUGCAGGAGGACGUGCAGGAGAUCCGCACCGUCCAGAAAGAUGUGACCCCAGCCCAGGUCCUGGCUAGCUCCUCUGGUCCGGUCAACACCUCCAAUCUGAUGAAGAAGCUGCUGAAGCAACGGCCAAUCAGAGUUUCCCAACUGCUGCAGGAGAACAUGCCCAGCUUCUCUAACUUCCACUACGAUGAGUUCUUUGAGAGGAAGAUUGAGGAGAAGAAGAGUGACCACACGUACCGUGUCUUUAAGACGGUUAACCGGCGGGCCACGGACUUCCCCAUGGGUGACGACUACACCGAUUCCCUUAGCAACAGGAGAGAUGUGUCUGUGUGGUGCUCCAAUGACUACCUGGGCAUGAGCAGGCACCCACGGGUCGUCAACUCCAUCACGGAGACGCUGCAUAAGCACGGCAGUGGUGCCGGAGGAACCAGGAACAUCUCUGGGACCAGUAAGUUCCACGUGGAACUGGAGCAGGAACUCGCAGACCUCCACAGGAAGGACGCUGCGCUCCUCUUCACUUCCUGCUUCGUAGCCAAUGACUCCACCUUGUUCACGCUGGCCAAGAUGAUGCCAGGCUGUGAGAUCUACUCUGAUGCAGGGAAUCACGCCUCCAUGAUCCAAGGCAUCAGGAACAGCGGAGCCAAGAAGUUCGUCUUCCGUCACAAUGACCCCGACCAUUUGAGAGAGCUGCUGCUGAAGUCAGACCCCUCCUCUCCAAAGAUCGUGGCCUUCGAGACGGUCCACUCCAUGGAUGGAGCGGUGUGCCCUCUGGAUGAGUUGUGUGAUGUGGCCCAUGAGUUUGGCGCCAUCACGUUUGUAGACGAGGUGCACGCGGUGGGGCUGUACGGCGCUAGGGGAGGAGGUAUCGGGGACCGAGACGGCAUCAUGCACAAGAUGGACAUCAUCUCUGGAACACUGGGCAAGGCGUUUGGCUGUGUUGGAGGCUACAUCGCCAGUACCGAUGCCCUGGAUGGAACACGGUUGCAGAAGCUGGUUCAGACGUGGAAGGAGUCGGGUCUACCGCUGAAGCCCCAUUCUUCAGCAGAGUGUAACUUCUGCCGGCAGCCGCUGCACUUUGAGCUGAUGACGGAGAGAGAACAGUCCUACUUCAGAGGCCUGAGAGCGGUGUGCCCUCUGGAUGAGUUGUGUGAUGUGGCCCAUGAGUUUGGAGCCAUCACGUUUGUAGACGCGGUGCAAGCGGUGGGGCUGAACCCCAUCUUUGUUUAUCUGAAACCCUGA